Messenger RNA from Botrytis porri, 1733 nucleotides. RefSeq lists its product as uncharacterized. The record is from RefSeq and is a predicted model, not a curated record. Bases 1 to 1563 code for a protein of 520 amino acids. The transcript has 3 exons. Lineage: Eukaryota; Fungi; Ascomycota; Leotiomycetes; Helotiales; Sclerotiniaceae.
AUGUUCGUUUCCCAGGGACUUUUUGUUGUUGCGCUUUCCAUCUUUGAAUCUUCCGCUGCCUAUGAAUUUGGCAAAAGACAAGCGACAUUAUCUUUAUGUCCCACUCAGGAGACUAUUACUGUCACUGCCUCAGAAUGUCCAAUCUUCUCUUCUUCUGCACCUCCCAGUAGUGGUGUGUAUUCGACUCCCGGCUUCACAUCCGCCUCCACUAGCUCUGAGAUUCUAGCCAGUACAUCGGCAUCCAGCAGUGGAGCUGCUACUUACACGAGUCCUACUCCUGUCUCUUCAACUGAAUUUUCCACGCUAGUAUCAUCAUUCUUGGGUACCCUUUCUGCUACCGAAAGCUUGGUAUCUUCAUCGUUCUCUUCUGAACCUUCGCUUUCAUCAACCAGUAUUGUCAUUUCUGUAACGACAUCUGAGAUUUCUUCGAUAAUUACGGAAGGAUCCACUUCAAUUCCAGCUUACACUUCGAGCAGUGCUGUUGUUUCAGAGCCCUCUUCUUCGGUGAUCCAGACCUCAGUUGAAUCUUCCGCGGAAGUCUCUUCCGCCUACGUCACGCCUACAUUAUCAAAUAGCAUAUCUGUAUCAUCUGUGCCAGUUUCCUCCGAAUCGACAAGCGUUCCGGAGCUAUCGAUGUCAACCUUGGAACCAAGUAGUAUUAUCCAAAGCGAAAGUUCUAUAUCUGCUUCCCUCACAUCCGCUGAACCUAGCACUUCAAUUGGAUUUUCCUCAGCUUCGAGCUUGAUUCCUAGUACCGCAGCUUCUACCACAUACACUCUACUACCCUCUUCCUCAUUCAUAACUUCAUCCCUUCCUUCCUCUGCAGCCACAUCGACAAGCAUAUACACAGUAACUUCUUCCGCACCUCUACCCUCCAUUUCAUCUAUCACAAUAACCACAACCGUUAUCAGUACAGUUGGAGGCCAAACCACGACCGUUUUAUCAACAUUUACACAAGCCACUACUGUCGCAACGACCAUCAUAACCACCGUUCAAGUACCAACUACCGUGGUUAGCCUAGGGACCACAACUGUUAUACAAUAUACUACUGUGUCACCUCCAGCCUGCACUAUCCAUCCUACAUUGAUCAAUGGUGGAUUCGAAAGUGGAAAUGGUAUCGAGCCUUUUGAAGCAGUGGCUACGGGGCCCAAUGCGCCUAGUUAUACCACUGCGGCCGUUCCUCAUAGCGGAUCUACUAGUUUAGAGUUACUUUUCUUCCCAUCAUCCUCAGCCACCUCAUACAUCACUCUAACCCAAACCGUGUCCGCCUGUCCUUCGUACAACUAUCUCCUGACCGGUUACGUGAAAGCAAGUAAUAACCUUAGCAUCAAUCCAUCGUCCAAUUGCUACAUCUAUCUUCAAACCCCCACACAGUCCUCCCUCACUACCCUCAUCAAUUCCUCCACUUACCCUGGCUGGAGCAUGAUCUAUCUCUUCUUCACUGCUCCCGGAAGCGUUGGAGAUGGAGUGCAGAGUGUACCUUUGACGGUGCAUUCUUACUGUGAUAGCGGGGCUGCCGAUUCACCGGGAUUGUACGUCGAUGAUCUUGUUGUUAGCGGGUAAUGGUCUGAAGACAGUGAGAAGGAUGCGAGUUAUUGGUGGUUGGUUUGAAUGGAGGAAGGAGAAUGGGAAGUGGGAGACAUAAAUUGGAAAAGUCUUUUUUUUUGUUUAAUUAUUGUAUUGGUGCGUGGUUCAGAGAUUGUACGAGUAUGAGAGGGAGCGUGUAAUGUUAG